AUGUCCGUAACCCCACCACUUCCUACUUCUCCCUCCAAUACGUCCUUGGUGAUCACGUAUAAUGCCAUGUCAGGUACUGCAAUUUCCGACGAUCUCAUGAAAUUGUGUGCGCAACUCUUCAGUCAACCAGUCAAGAUGACUGCUAGCAAGUUGCGAAGCCAAUCUGUUUCCAUUCCAGAAUGUACUGUCCUGGUGACGUGUUUUCAGCAUGAGAAACUCGUCGGUCAUGCCUUCGCAAGUGUCUGGUCUUUUGAAGGAGGUGUGGUUGGGUGGAUCACUCAGCUCGUCGUUGACAAGAGUCUGCGUAGACGAUACAUUGCAACUCAGCUGUUGCAAACCCUCAAGGUUCACCCCUUGUUUCAAAGAGUCACAGCUGUUGGCCUUGUUUCGUCUCAUCCUGCCGCAUGCACUGCUUUGGCAAAGUAUGCCGGUGUCAGUGUGCAUGCAGUCGACUUGUCUUUCAUUCGUGAAAAUGCGGCGAAGGUUCUGGAGGCCUCCACCGUUGACUACCUCAAAAGCGGACAACUUCGCGGUGCUCUCUUUCAGGAGAACGUAGGCACUGGGGCUGUCUCGUCUGCAUUCACUGAAUUUUAUGUUGAUCACGCGGAACCGUCGAAGGCGUUGGAAAAAUUCAAAGCGAGGGGUAAAUGGUGCUUGGGUGAACUUCUCGAAGGACACGAAUAUCUUGCUCUCUUUUCUGUGUCGCCUUUGAGUGAUUGAUAUUAGCGGCUUAGGUAUGUAAUCUUUGCAGUGGUGCGCAAGCCGGGAGCCUGGGCCAUGGCCUUCCUUGUAGGUGCAAUACUAUGCUUAGGGUCAGACAUGAUACAUGAUAGACUAGCUUACGCCAAGUUGUCGUCGACAUCAGGUUGGCCUAGAGCGACAAUAAACGUGAUUUUUGCGCUGCGGCCCAGAUCUGACAAAUUCGAGG
This is a messenger RNA of Suillus clintonianus, 928 nucleotides long. RefSeq lists its product as uncharacterized. The record is from RefSeq and is a predicted model, not a curated record. Gene Ontology annotation, molecular function: acyltransferase activity, transferring groups other than amino-acyl groups. The transcript has 4 exons. Bases 1 to 720 code for a protein of 239 amino acids. NCBI's taxonomy places the organism in Eukaryota, Fungi, Basidiomycota, Agaricomycetes, Boletales, Suillaceae.